CAUGUCUGGAGUCGGAUUCUCUGGCCUUGGCGCCUUCUAGCUGUGUGGCUGAGAUUUUUCUCUCCUGGAGAAAGAGGGGUAAUACGGAGAAACUUGAGGUUCUAUGAUCCAUGAUGUUUGUGAAGAGCUGGAAUGUCACUGGGAUAGCAUCUUCAUCGAGACUUAUUCCUCAGUGGAAGGACUUAAGAUUCCUCAUAAAUGAGAUUCUGAAGGACAUAAAGACUGAUGAAGGAAUAAACAAUGAUGUGGUUGUUCUGAGUGACUGGCCUGAGACUGUCUACCAAGAAUCUCACCAUCCCCAGAACAAGCCUUUUAUCUGCUUCUACUUCAUCGAUGUCAACUAUUUUGUCUCCUUAAACUGGGUGGAACUGUAUGGAAAGCAAAUGCAGGCAGUGGUUUGGAUACAGAAAAAAGGUACAGAUAAGAAGGGAGUGAUUGAGAAGGUGAAGUUUCACGUGAUGGAACAGGUGCCUCCCAUCGAAGCAAUGGUCCACACAGGUUCCCACCACAUGCUAAUUGCUUACUGUGGUGACAUGCGCCUGAGGCUCUUCGGAGAUCACCAUCAAGCAUUCCUGCCUCUGGGUACAGUGCCCUGUCGUUUCUCCAUCAGCUGCCUCUGCUAUGACUCAGAAGCUGAGAUGCUGCUGUCUGGCAUCUUGGGAGCUGUCGUUACCUGGUUUAUUUUGCCAAAUGGCAGGGGCCUUCGGAUGGCUCAAACAGUGCCCCUGUCUGGUGGCGAGCUUGUACAGGGCUUUUCCCUGAAUAGUGCCCAGGGCUCCCUGCAGGUUCUGUGUGAGAAUGCGGUGAGUGUCUUCACCCACCAGGGCCAGGGCCAGCUGAAAGAAGUGAAGAAGUUCACCCUUGUAACCAGCGGUUCCUCCAUCACUUGCUCCUUUGCUUGUGUCUCUCAGGGCACUUUCUACGCGGGAAACGGAGCUGGAGAGAUCCAUGCUUGGAGUUUAGAUAAGAGUAACUUCCUCCACAGCUUCCAGGCCCACUCUUUACCAGUGGUAUGUAUCCAUAGUAGGCCGGAGACCUACACUUUACUAACGGCAGGCGGUGAAGGUGUACUGAGGGAAUGGAAUCUUGCUUCUGGGAAUUUGCUGAGGCAGCUGAGCAUUGAUGAGAAUCUGCAGCAACUGAAGUUUAUUGAUAACACCACUUUUUUCUGCCAGAGUACCUCUGCUUUCUCACUGCACCACCUGCCCUACUUUUAUAGCCUGUUCAAUGUCUGUGGUUCUGCUCCCAAGAAGCUGCAGCGGGUCUGCUGUGGCCAUAAUUGGACUCGGAUCUUGUGUGUCACUGAGGAUGGUUUAUUGCGUUUCCUGUCUCCAGUAACAGGGGAACUCCUGGUUAUCACAUGGCCUCUACUUAUCAUGAGUAUGGCUGUGGCAUGGGCCUAUGACUCAAACAGAGAGGAGCUCUUUGUGGCAAUACACACCUCAGAGGUGCUGGUUUUUGAUACAACACGCUCUCCUUGCCCAGCCAAGUAUCUUGUAUGUACUUCAGAAAAUCCUAGGGAUAAAGUAAGGUGCCUGGCCUAUGGGAGGUCCCAUUUGGGUAAGGGUCUAGAAGGACUGAUGUUCUGUGGAUAUGAAAGUGGCAUUGUGAGAAUCCUCUCCCACUGCAGUUUUGCGCAAAUAGAGAAGACUAUCCACACUGGGGCAGUGUUGUCCUUAUCUACCCUGGAAGGUUCCCAAGAAAACUCCUUACUCUGUUCCUAUGGCAAAGAUAACAUCAUACACCUGACAGAGGCUGUACUUCAAGACAGUAAGGUUAUCUUGCAGCCCGUCAGCAAAGUCCUCUGUGGUUGCCCCCUAAAACACAUGAUGCUUUUGCCAGGUUGUGUGGCUGCUAUCAGUGAGAACUCUGGCUGGUGUCUCUGGUGCUAUCAAGACCUGCGGAUUGCAUCAGAAUCAAAACAAAGCUUUAGGUUUGGAGAGACAAAAUGCCUGCAUGAGUGUGCUGUCACUUCAUUUGAUGUCUGCUUUUCCCUGAAACUUUUUGUCACAGGGGCCAUUGAUGGUUCAGUCCGGAUUUGGGACUUCUGGGGUAGACUUAUAACUGAGCUGGACUCAGCACUGCAGUUUGGAGCACUCUGCUUUGCCAAUAAUCGGGGUGACCUGCUUUUGACUAUCAACCAGAGUAUCUACAUAGUAUCCUGUUUAAAAUUGCUACCUCCAGCUAGGCUGAUUCACCUACGUAGCCUACACAAUGUAGAUGAAAUACAAGAAGUUCCUAAGCCCUUCCUGCCUAGCUUCUUCUUUUUGUUUGAAAUGGUAUUUGUACCCAAAUUUGUCUACCUGGAACAAGGCGUGCAGGAAUUACGGGGACUAAAAACCCUUGUCAACAAACGCGUCAUUGCCUUUGAUAAUACUGUGCCCCAUGUUGUAGAGGAGAGCCGUAUGUCCCUUGCAGUUGAAGACAUAUCCAAUUUGCAGCUUUUGGAGGCUAAAAGUAUUGAUUUGUCUACUCCAGACUCCAAGCAUAAUCGACCCCCAUUUGUGGCUCCUGCUCAAUUACAGCUGGCCGGAUGGGAUGGAUUCAACCCCUACCGCAUGUUACAGUGCUUUUUUGGUAAAGGAAAGCAAUGGCCCUUUGCUCCUGAUUGCUACAUCCCCAACUCAGUGAUCCGAGCCUCCCUUUGGCCUGAGGGUACCCCAAUCUUCCUCCGCUAUGACCUGUACUUACCCUACCAAGAUAAGGACUUGGACAUGACUGAAUUCUUAAGACCCCAAUCAUCAUCAUCUGUGACUCUAGAAGAAGGUAUCUCAAAGAGUAAACAGAAAGAUAAACCCAAGGAGCAAAAGAGAACUUCCUUUAAUGUCCUUGAAAGCACAACAAACCAAAAUUGGGUGAGGAGAAAAUUUAGUGAACGGUUAAUUGACAACAUAAUAGAGACCAUUCUCAACCUCACAGUUUAUUGUUCUGUAGAGAAAUACAAGAAAUAUUUUGAUAUCCUGGAACAAAUAUUUGCCAGCUACCAAAUAUCUCCAAGGUUGCGCACUGAGGUAGCUUGUCGCUUACUGAAAGAUACAACCCAUUAUGACUCACAUAUCCGUGAGCUAGCAUGGGAGCUGCUAGAGCGACUGGGUUUUAUGAGCCAUCUUUUUGCUGUUCCACUGGCUAUGGGAUUGAUGGACAGUGAUAAGAGUGUGCGGACUAAGGCGUUAUACCUUAUGACAAGAGUUACAGGCAUCCAAACCAAGACUGGGCUUAUUCGCUUGCUGAAGAAACAAGAAAUUCUCCAGGAAAUGCAGCUGGAAAUUAUUGGGGAAGCAUCUCUGGGCCAGCUGCUGGGGAUUGAAGCUAGUGAUAUCCGGUGCAUGCUUACUCAUGUGCAGUGGCGGCUAAAUGAAAAUUUGACCUUGUCACAUAAAGAUAAACCAUUUACUUUUGCUUUUACUGUACCAAAAGAGGAAGAAGUUGAGCUCACUGCUGAACAAAAAUUCAUACCUUUGCCAGAACCUGAAAAGAUCAUUGAACUGAAGAAAAGAAGGAAAUACAUUCAAGCAAAGAGCAAAGAACUUAGUAUGUAUGGGGUGAUGUAUAGGGUAUGAUUAGGACCAA
This is a messenger RNA of Chinchilla lanigera (long-tailed chinchilla), 3570 nucleotides long. Its product is annotated as WD repeat-containing protein 87-like. Gene Ontology annotation, molecular function: protein binding. Lineage: Eukaryota; Metazoa; Chordata; Mammalia; Rodentia; Chinchillidae. The record is from RefSeq and is a predicted model, not a curated record. The coding region runs from base 111 to 3560 and encodes 1149 amino acids. The transcript has 5 exons.